This is a messenger RNA of Pseudoliparis swirei, 7591 nucleotides long. RefSeq names its product kinesin family member 21A (gene kif21a). Gene Ontology annotation, biological process: microtubule-based movement; mitotic spindle organization. The record is from RefSeq and is a predicted model, not a curated record. NCBI's taxonomy places the organism in Eukaryota, Metazoa, Chordata, Actinopteri, Perciformes, Liparidae. The coding region runs from base 1216 to 5964 and encodes 1582 amino acids. The transcript is spliced from 35 exons. Gene Ontology annotation, molecular function: microtubule motor activity; microtubule binding; ATP binding.
GUCAGCAGCGGGGUAGCGGCCGUUGCGGAAAGCAGAGAACGCCACGACGGAGGAGGAGCCAACAGCUGGAGAGAAAUAUAUCCGUUAAACAUGAAAACAGAGCGUCCUUGUGUCACUUCCUGUCUUGCAGCUGUUCACUCAUUCAAGGCUUCUUCACGUAAUCGAGACAUUUGUAUCUUUUAUAGCAUCGACAGCUGUCCAGGUUAAAAUGUUAUGACUAUUAUUCUAUAUCUUUGGGAUAUUUUGUACGACUUUAUUGCACAUCUGACAUUAGAGAGACGGCGGGAAAUGACAGAGGGGAAAAGGAGACAAAGGGGAAACAAAACAGAGAUAUUGUGGCAAAUGCAGGACAUAUUUAUUUUAGAAAUUAGAUGAAUUGGCUCAAGAACUGAUUUGAAGUCAGCUCAUAAAGAUGAUUUUUAAGAACUUUUAUUUUGUAAUUAAAUAUCAGAAUGUCUUGAUUGUCUCCGAGUGACUUCUUGAGGUGGUCUACUAUUAUUAGACCACCAACUAUGGACCAUUUCCUCUCAAAUUUAAUGUGAAAUAAAAUACAUUUGUGUCAUGAAUGUGAUUUUUCUAGAGCUUUUAUUUUGAAAUUCAACAUCAGAACGUCCCAAUAUUAGAAGAGGUACCUUCCUCUUUUUUUCAAUUCACCAUUCAUUGUUUUUUAAUCAUUCAUUUAGUUCAAUUUAUUAAUAUUUCAUACUUUAAUAUAAUGAAAAAUAAAUUGUCAUGACGUCAUCUCGCAGCCGGUGUUUUUUUCCUUCCGGAGAGGGCGUGGCUUGCUGACGCAUUGCGGCUCCCUCCCCCGGUGCGUUAAACUUGUUGCAAAACACGGCGGCGCGAGAGCGCACCAGUACACGUGUAUGUGUGUUCAACAUACGCGCGUGCGCACGCGCUCUUGUCUCACCUAGCAGCGUCAGUCUGCAUGUGGGCUCGAGCCGGAGCCGAAUCAUCCGCGAGCUGCAAACUGGCGCAGGGAUGUGGCGCACACCGCCUCACCGCCUCACCUCCCCCCGCUGACACAUCACGGUUAAAGUCACCGGUGAAGAUAACCGUUGGGUGUUUGUGAAGAAAUGGCGGCUCCGCUCGCCUGACAGGGGAGUGCGCACCUUUUUUUUUCUUUUUUUUUCUUCCUCUCUUUUUGCCCCAAAAGGCGAAAACCGUUUGUUUUUUGUCCUCCGUUCCUCAUCGACGGUCGAGUAAAACGGAGCCAUGACGUCGGGUCAGGAUGAAAGCUCGGUCCGUGUGGCGCUGAGGAUCCGUCCUCAGCUGGCCAGGGAGAAGAUCGAGGGAUGUCACAUCUGCACAUACGUGAUGCCCGGCGAGCCCCAGGUGAUCCUGGGCAAAGACAAGUCCUUCACCUACGACUACAUAUUCGACAUGGACUCCCAGCAGGACGCCAUCUACGCCAGCUGCACGGAGAAGCUGAUCGAGGGCUGCUUCGAGGGCUACAACGCCACCGUCCUUGCAUACGGACAGACGGGCUCGGGGAAGACCUACACCAUGGGCACGGGCUUCGACGUCAACAUCGGCGAGGAGGAGCUGGGCAUCAUCCCGCGUGCCGUCCACCACCUCUACCAGGGCAUCGAGCAGCGGCGCCAGGCCGCCCAGGAGCAGGGAAGCCCCGCCCCCGAGUUCAAGAUCAACGCCCAGUUCCUCGAGCUUUAUAACGAGGAGGUUCUGGAUCUGUUCGACUCCACGCGGGACGUGAAGCAGAAAUCUCACAUCAAGAUCCACGAGGAUACCGCCGGGGGAAUCUACACGGUGGGGGUGACCACCCGGACCGUGUCCUCCGAGGCCGAGAUGAUGCAGUGCCUGAAGCUCGGGGCUCUGUGUCGCACCACCGCCAGCACGCAAAUGAAUGUCCAGAGCUCCCGGUCCCACGCCAUCUUCACCAUCCACCUGUGCCAAGUUCGCGUCUGUGCCUCCGACAAUCAAGAAAGUGAGAGUGACAACAGAGUCUCCACUAAUGGAAACUCUGAGAUGGACGAGUACGAGACGCUGACGGCCAAGUUUCACUUCGUGGAUCUGGCCGGGUCCGAGAGGCUGAAGAGAACCGGAGCGACGGGCGAGCGAGCCAAAGAGGGAAUCGCCAUCAACUGUGGGCUGCUCGCUCUGGGCAAUGUAAUCAGCGCUCUGGGCGACCGCAGCAAGCGGUCCUCCCACGUGCCUUACCGCGACUCCAAGCUCACCCGACUCCUGCAGGACUCGUUAGGAGGAAACAGCCAGACGGUGAUGAUCGCCUGCAUCAGCCCGUCUGACCGCGACUUCAUGGAGACGCUGAACGCGCUGAAGUACGCCAACCGAGCGCGGAACAUCAAGAACAAGGUGAUGGUGAACCAGGACAAGGCCAGCCAGCAGAUCAGCGUGCUGAGGACGGAGAUCGCCCGCCUGCAGAUCGAGCUGAUGGAGUACAAGACGGGUAAACGGCUGUCGGGCGAGGACGGCGUGGACAGCUUCAGCGACAUGUUCCACGAGAACUCGAUGCUGCAGACGGAGAACGGCAACCUGAGGGUGAGGGUGAAGGCCAUGCAGGAGACCAUCGACGCGCAGAGGGCGCGGCUCACACAGGUGCUCAGCGACCAGGCCAACCAGGUGCUGGCCAGGGCAGGCGAAGACGCAUCUGAAGAAAUUGGAAACAUGAUUCAAAGUUACAUCAAAGAGAUUGAAGAACUGAGAGCCAAACUCCUGGAGAGCGAAGCCGUGAACGAGAACUUGAGGAAGAAUCUGUCUCGCGCCUCCAACCGCCAGUCGCUGUACGGGGCGCCGUCGCUGCUCGCCCCCGAGAAGGAGACGUCCGACAUCAUCGAGCUCGCCAAGAAAGACCUGGAGAAACUGAAGAAACGAGAGAAGAAGAAAAAGAAAAGACUCCAUCACCUGUUGGAGGAGAGAGAGAGGGAGGAAAGGGAGGAGGUGGUGGAAGAGGUUGAUGACGCCAGCGCCGUCAAGGAGGAGGUCCCCGACAACGAGCAGGAGAAGGGCUCCGAGAAGGAGAACGCGGAGCGAGGCCACGAGGACGCCGACAUCGAGGUCCGCGAAGGCAGCGACCACGAGGAAGGAGGAGAGGAGGAGGAGGAGGAGGAAGAGGAGAUGGACGUGGAGGAGAGCUCCGACGAUUCAGACUCCGAGACGGAUGAAAAAGAGAACUUCCAUGCCGACCUCGCCAACGUCACCUGCGAGAUCGCCAUCAAGCAGAAGCUGAUCGACGAGCUGGAGAACAGCCAGCGGCGGCUGCACACGCUGAAGCUGCAGUACGAGCAGAAGCUGAUGAUGCUGCAGUGCAAGAUCCGGGACACGCAGCUGGAGAGGGACCUCGUGCUGCUGAACAUGAACACGGUGGAAACCGGCACGGACGACAAGUCGCGCAAGAUCAAGGCCGAGUACGAGAAGAAGCUGAGCGUCAUGAACAAGGAGCUCCAGAAGCUGCAGUCGGCGCAGAAGGAGCACGCCCGGCUGCUGAAGAACCAGUCGCAGUACGAGAAGCAGCUGAGGAAGCUGCAGGUGGACGUGGUGGAGAUGAAGAAGACGAAGGUCCGCCUCAUGAAGCAGAUGAAGGAGCAGCAGGAGAAGAACCGGAUGAACGAGUCCCGCAGGAACCGAGAGAUCGCGUCGCUGAAGAAAGACCAGCGGAAGCAAGAGCACCAACUGAAGUUACUGGAGGCUCAGAAACGGCAGCAGGAGCUGAUUCUGAGGAGGAAGACGGAGGAGGUGACGGCCCUGAGGAGGCAGGCCCGGCCCAGCUCCGGUAAGCUGGUCCGGAAGGACCCUGCGCAGGACUCCAGCUACAGGCCUCCAUCUGGACGCUUGUACUCCUCCGGCAACGCUGCUCCCAGUGGCACCCGGUCCUCCUACAGACGCACAGCUGGUAUCAACUCCACCAGAAUCGCACGCAACAAGUGGCAGUCUCUGGAGCGCCGGAUCACCGACGUCAUCAUGCAGAGGAUGACCAUCUCCAACAUGGAGGCCGACAUGAACCACCUCCUCAAGCAAAGAGAGGAGCUGACCAAGCGUAAAGAGAAGGUCAUCAGGAAGAGGGACCGUCUGUCCAGGGAGGGGCCCGAGGCGGAGAAGGCGGCCGUUCCCCACAACGAGGAGGUGGACGUCUUGACGGCCAACAUCGACUACAUCAACGACGGCAUCGCCGACUGCCAGGCCAACAUCAUGCAGAUGGAGGAGACCAAGGAGGAAGGCGACACGGUGGACAUCUCCGCCGUGGUCAGUUCCUGUACGCUGACGGAGGCUCGCUUCCUGCUGGACCACUUCAUGCUGCUGGCCAUCAGCAAGGGCCUCCAGGCGGCCCAGAAGGAGUCCCAGGUGAAGGUGAUGGAGGGCCGGCUGAAGCAGACAGAGAUCACCAGCGCCACGCAGAACCAGCUGCUCUUCCACAUGCUGAAGGAGAAGGCCGAGUUCAACCCGGAGCUAGACGCCCUGCUGGGCAACGCGCUGCAAGAGCUAGGUAACUUCCCAGCCGAGAACGGAGACGAUAGCAGCAGCGACGAGUCGGCCCAGAGCCCGUCGGCAGAGGGGAACACGUUGACAUCAGACCUCAUGAAACUCUGUGGGGGGGAAAACAAACCCAGAAACAAGGCCCGCAGGAGGACCACCACUCAGAUGGAGCUGCUGUACGCCAACAGCGACUCCGCCCCCGACGCGAUCUCCGUGGCCGACUUCUCCGGUCCGAUGCCGCCGUUGGCCGAGGCGCCGGACGGGGGAGGGGACGCGGGCUCAUCGGUCAGGGACUACGCUGCGCUCUCCCCCGGCUUCUCCUCUAAAAUGGGCAGCAUUUCUGGCUCCAGAGCCGCGUCGGGGCUGGAGCGGCGCUGUGCCGAGCCUUCCCCGCUCUCUCGCAGGAAGGCCUACGACAGGGCGGCGGCCGACAGGGCAAAGGUCAAGGAAGCCAAACAGGGAGUCAUUAACCCGGUGCCGCCCACUAAGAGCAGUCGGUCGGCGACGCUGCAGUGCGUCCACGUGGCGGAGGGACACAGCAAAGCCGUCCUCUGCGUCGACUGCACCGACGACCUCCUCUUCACCGGAUCCAAAGACCGGACCUGUAAGGUGUGGAACCUGGUGACGGGUCAGGAGAUAAUGUCCCUGGCCGGUCACCCCAACAACGUGGUGUCGGUCCGCUACAGCUCCAGUCUGGUCUUCACCGUCUCCACCUCCUACAUCAAAGUCUGGGACAUUCGCGACUCGGCCAAGUGCAUCCGAAUCCUCACCUCCUCCGGUCAGGUUAAUGUUGGCGACGUCUGCGCGUCAAACUCCAGCCGGACGGUCACCAUCCCGGCAGGAGAGAACCAGAUCAACCAGAUCGCCCUCAACCCCAACGGCAUGGUUCUGUACGCCGCCGCCGGGAACUCGGUGAGAGUCUGGGAUCUGAGAAGAUUUGCAUCCACGGGGAAACUCACCGGUCACCUCGGCCCCGUGAUGUGUCUGACCGUGGACCAGUCCAUCAACAACCAGGACCUGGUGAUCACCGGGUCCAAGGACCACUACAUCAAGCUGUUCGACGUGACCGAGGGCUCUCUGGGCAGCAUCGGGCCCACGCACAACUUUGAGCCCCCCCACUACGACGGCAUCGAGUCCCUGGUGGUCCAGGGCGACAUUUUGUUCAGCGGCUCUCGAGACAACGGCAUCAAGAAGUGGGACCUGGGCCGCAAAGACCUCCUGCAGCAAGUCCCGAACGCCCACCGCGACUGGGUGUGCGCGCUGGGCGUGGUCCCCGGGUCCCCGGCCCUGCUGAGCGGCUGCAGGGGAGGGGUGCUCAAGCUGUGGCACACGGACACGCUGGGGACCCUCGGCGAGCUGAAGGGCCACGAGAGCCCCAUCAACGGCAUCGCCACCAACAGCAGCCACCUGUUCACCGCCUCCGACGACCGGACGGUGAAGAUCUGGCGCGCUCGCGGCGGACUGGACAGCACUUUGGAGACGGCCGACAACGCGGACGAGGUGGCCAGCGUCUGACACCCCCCCCCGAAGGACACUUGAGGGCCUCUGUUGACGCCGCCGCCUGCACUUUGACCCCCGCGCUGCCCCCGGACCGUCCUCCACCUGCGACGUGUGGUAACGUUCCGGGACCGACGCACACGGGGAAGUCGUCUCAUCUCAUCAGACUCUCUCUUCCUUCAGCCGGGACUCAAGGGGGUCGCGCCGAUCCGUUUUAAUCAAGCCGUAUUGUUUGGGACUCGUCUUCCUCCUCUUCCUCCUCUUUGUGCGCCGAAGACGACGCAGCGCCGCGGCUCGGGAGGCUUUUGAGAGGAGAAGGAGGAGGAGCGGUCACGUCUCUGGACGGAGGAGGAGGACGGCGAGGCAGAGCCAGCGGGUUGGCAGCUGGUCUCCCCAACCCCGUGGACACACACACACACACACACACACACACACACACACACACACGGUAACAGAAGUGUCUUAACUGUAUGUGAAGAAGACACACCACUGUACCGCUUAGCUUCCCUCGUCACAGAAAGCUCUGCACGGUAACGGCCUCGCCACCUUUGGGGAAAUCCCAUUAUUUGUUGUUUUUUUUGCUGGGAAUUUGUUUGUUAGCUUAGCAUAACAACAGGAAAUGGUGGAGAGGAAACAACGCGACCUCCACGGCUCACGAAUCACAAACUGAUGUGUGUGAAGAACCAAAAGGUAGAAAUCCAGCGAACACACGGCAGCAACUCGUCUUCUACCAGGUGGAGAGGGAUACAAAUAGAUAUAUAUUUGUGAUGAGACGUCGUCAUGGAACUCAAGAAGGGAAUCCUGCGCGAGUGUUUUAGGUCUGAAAUGUUCUGCUCAACAAAUGCAUGUUGGGUAUAAAUGGGAGAUUUCCUUUUACAUUUAGUAAAUUGUCGCAACAAAAAAAAGCCCGAAUUAACAUUCUUGUUUUUAUUCUGUUUGCAUAUUAGAGUGAAAAGUUUUUCUCCAGAAGGACUUUGGAUCUCUUUUUGUUUUUAGUGCCGACACGUUGUUGGAAAUGAAAAAUGCAAAGUGCGCCGCUUCCGCUCGUUAUGCUAAGCUAACGAGCUGCCGGCGCGUCAAACCGAUCCUGGAACUCUUGAGCACUUAAAGUCUCCGAGACUCGAGCGUGAGCGGAGGUCAGAGGUCAGAGGUCGCUCUGCUUGCCGUCGUCUGAAAGCGUAUUUAAUCACCGAGUCGUGCCGCUAAGUCGAGCGCUCGCCUUCCUCUCUCCACCCGACUGCGGGGCUUCUUCUUCUUCUUCUUCUUCUUCUUCUUCUUCUUCUUCUUCUUCUUCUUCUUCUUCUUCUUGAUUUCUAGCCGCCACUUGUGAAUGUGCAAAUGUAACGUACGCGAGCGACGUGUUUAAAGUGCGACUGAAUGUUAGUUCUGUGGGACCACGAGAGGCCCGGAGCCGAAGCUCCGCCUCCAACGAGGAGGCGGCUUGUGUCGAGUGGCCUCCGGGCUCGUUUAUUGUUUUUCUAUUUAUUUGUUGUCCUUUCCGUUCGUCCCGCGGUCCCCGUGUCCCUCGCCUCCGGGGCGUUCCCACGCCGGAGUCGUCGUAGCCGCGUUCCCAAAAGGAGGCGCCUCUGUAGCGACGCUCACGUCGGACGCCUCGCGGGAAUAAACGCCGUCUGGCAAAAAACAA